AUGCGUGAGCUGAAGCCAGAGGAGGUGGAAACCGUCUUUGGCAAGCUGGCUAAGUACAUAGGAAAGAACGUCGAGAAACUCAUUGACAGAAAUGACGGAAAGUACGUGUUCAGAGUUCUGAAAGAUCGAGUUUAUUACAUGUCACAGCAGCUCGAGAAAAUGGCUUCGAACAUCCCCCGAAAGCAGCUCAUUGGCUCUGGCCUGCUUAUCGGAAAAUUCACACACCAUAAGAAGUUUCACAUUAAGAUCACGGCACUUCCCCUACUAGCGGUCUUUGCACCCUAUAGGAUUCGCAUAACACCCGCUUCUGAGCUGUCAUUUCUUUAUAAAAAUGAUGUGAUGAAGUCCCACAUCACGCACAUGAGUGAAGGAAUUCCAGACAACGCUGGCGUAGUAAUUGUCAGCGCCGAUGAUCAACCCGUUGGGUUCGGAGUCACGACAAAAUCUGGGAACGAAGCACUGAACUCUGAUCCUGCCAGUAAAAUUGUCAUUCACCAGGCAGACGUAGGGGAAUUCUUGCGUGACCAGGACACGAUGUUUUAA
This is a messenger RNA of Giardia duodenalis, 543 nucleotides long. RefSeq names its product Ribosome subunit biogenesis protein NIP7. Gene Ontology annotation, cellular component: nucleus. Gene Ontology annotation, biological process: ribosome assembly. Lineage: Eukaryota; Fornicata; Diplomonadida; Hexamitidae. The coding region runs from base 1 to 543 and encodes 180 amino acids. The transcript has a single exon. The record is from RefSeq and is a predicted model, not a curated record. Gene Ontology annotation, molecular function: RNA binding.